Molecule: messenger RNA, 2315 nt
Organism: Hevea brasiliensis (rubber tree)
Lineage: Eukaryota; Viridiplantae; Streptophyta; Magnoliopsida; Malpighiales; Euphorbiaceae
Product: lipase-like PAD4
Exons: 4
Coding region: 326-2197 (623 amino acids)
Biological process (GO): lipid metabolic process
Source: RefSeq, a predicted model, not a curated record
GCUACUGAUGGCAUGGCCCUCCUGCGUUUAUGUCCACCUUCACUGAUUUUGAUAAUUCAUUUUAAAAACCACAAACCCAUUCAUUCCCAAUUCCAAUUUGCACACUUUGAGAAUUGAGGUAGGACGACCAGACUUGAGUGGGUCCUUUUUAUCAUUCACAACUGCGAUCCCAUGACCAUCAUUUUGAUUUCUGAAUAAACCCAAAGCAAAGAGAAAAGAAACAAGUCUCUUCGCGAAAUUUCAACACCCCAAAGCCCACUCCAUUUCGCAGCAGUAGUCAUCAAUCAUCAUUCAUCACCUCUCCAACAAGAAAAAGAAAAAAGCCAUGGACACCGAAGCUUCACCGUUUGAGAGCAGCGAGAUGCUAGCCACUUUCCUCACAUCCACACCAUUGCUAUCUAUGUCAUGGAGCUUAUGCGAUCGCGCCAACACGAUGCCGUCGCAAGGUUUUGUAGCAGAGCAGAUGGGAAGCGUCGGCCAUCUGGCAUUUUCUGGUGUUCAAUUGGGGUCAGGGCCCGACCCAACCUCCGGCAGAAAUCUUGAACCGCUUGUUACUGCUACCAAUGGCCUUUUCUUUCCUUUGGAGCAUCAAUUUGAUGGAGAAGAAGGAGGAGGAGAAGAAGAAGGGAAGGAGCCUGUCCUGGUUCAUGCUGGGUUCUUGCGGAUCUUCCUAUCUGUCAAAAGCAACCCAAAUUUUCAAAAUCGGAUGUUAAAUAUGAUUCAGAAUAGCAAGUCAAUAGUGAUAGCAGGCCACGGCAUAGGAGGAACAGUUGCUGGACUUUGUGCUCUUUGGCUACUAUCUUACCUUCAAUCCAUCUCUUCUAAUAUCUCAGUAUUAUGCAUCACUUUUGGCUCUCCAUUGCUGGGCAAUGAGUCUCUUUCUCGUGCCAUUCUCCGCGAGGGAUGGAGUGGCAACUUCUGCCAUGUGGUAUCAAAACAUGAUGUGUUUCCAAGGCUAUUCUUUGCUCCUCUUGCUCCCCUAAAUCCUCAGCUGCAUUCCUUGCUUCAAUUCUGGCAGUUAUCCAUGACUUCACCGCCCCUUGCUUUGCUUGCUGAAAAAUUACUUGAUGAAGGGAAAUCUCAAAUUUUCCGCACUGUAUUAGCUUCCCUGGAAGGUUUGGCAAAAGCCGAACAAGGGAAAAACGUAACUUGCGGCUUUUGGCCAUUUGGGAACUAUUUCUUCUGUUCUGAAGAUGGAGCUAUUUGUAACGACAAUGCAACAUUUAUUGUCAAGAUGAUGCAUUCGCUGUUGCUGAACAGUUCACCAAGCUGUAGCAUUGAGGAUCACCUUAAGUAUGGAUACUAUGUUGAGAAAGCCUCUCUCCAGGUUCUGACGAAGACGAGUUUCCCGCCUGCGGAGCUUCCUGAAUCAAGCUAUGAAGCUGGUGUUGCACUGGCUUUGCAGUCCUCAGGAAUAGCUUGCCAGGACGAAUCUGUUGCUCGACCAGCCAAAAAUUGCCUGAAACUGGCAAGGCGAAUGGGACGUACACCAAACCUUAACUGUGCCAAUCUAGCAAUUAAAUUGUCUAAAAUAACACCUUAUAGGGCAGAAAUAGAGUGGUACAAAGCAACAUGUGAUCAGUCUGAUGCUCAAAUGGGGUAUUAUGACUCUUUCAAGCAAAGAGGAGCCUCGAAGAGGGACUUUAAAGUCAACAUGAAUCGGUACAAGCUAGCUCGUUUUUGGGAUAAUGUAAUUAACAUGCUGGAUAACAAUGACCUUCCUCGUGAUUUUCACAGGCGAGCAAAGUGGGUGAACGGAUCUCAAUUCUAUAUGCUCCUUGUAGAGCCAUUAGAUAUUGCCGAGUAUUAUCGUACAGGAAUGCACCGUAAGAAGGGUCAUUACAUUAGCAAUGGAAGAGAGCGGAGGUACAAGAUUUUUGAAAGGUGGUGGAAAGAGAGACCAAUUAAAGAGGAAGAGAAGAAAACAAGAAGCACGUUCGCAAGUUCCACCCAAGACACAUGUUUUUGGGCCAGAGUGGAGGAAGCUAGAGAGCGGCUAGACAAUGUGAGAAACGAGACAGAUCCGAGAAAUCAGGCUCUGCUGUUGUCUUCCCUUGAUGACUUUUCAAAGUAUGCGAGUGGAUUAGUGGAAAGAAAAGAGGUGUCUAAGGAUGUAGUAGCAAGGAAUUCAAGCUAUUGUAUGUGGGUGAGAGAUUAUGAGGAAUUAAAAUCACAGUAUGUGCAAUUGCAUCCCUAGUUUCCAAGUUUUGUGGAUAGGGAAGUUGUUCUUUUAUCUCUCUUUUCAAGGAUAAUGAUAAAUAUCACCACUUGUAGAUUUUGCACUUAUGGUAUAUGAUAUUAGGCUGUUAUCAGAA